AUGAGCACCUCUUCCACCGUCACCAACAACACGGCCGAUGCUGGCUUCAAGCAAGAUGCGCCCUCGACAACCACCUACGACACAGACAAGAUCACCGCCACCGAGCCCCGCGCAUCUAUGAGCACACUCGGAUCCGCCGACCCUCGUACUCAGGACAUCAAGUCAUGGAAAGCUGGCUUCCAGCGCAUGGCGGAUGAGCGCCUCGAAAAACAGCGCUACCAGCUCAGCGAGACCAAGAACGACGAAAUUCACACCAUUGCCCUCGGCGCAAAGGUCGAGCGCGCACUCAACAGAAGAAUGACCGGACAGGACGCCCAGUUUACACGCAGNGGGUCGCUGUCUGCUGCACAACCUGCACAGGCCCAGCAAGAUCCGAUCGAGCUGCCCGAUAAGAGAAGCGUCGAGAUCAGAUCAUGA
Molecule: messenger RNA, 417 nt
Organism: Aureobasidium vineae
Lineage: Eukaryota; Fungi; Ascomycota; Dothideomycetes; Dothideales; Saccotheciaceae
Source: the annotation of a GenBank genome assembly